Cotesia congregata is the source of this 1003-nucleotide messenger RNA. Lineage: Eukaryota; Metazoa; Arthropoda; Insecta; Hymenoptera; Braconidae. The record is from the annotation of a GenBank genome assembly.
GGUGCCGAUAAAUGUGAAUAAUAAUGAAUUUUUUCAGGUAAACAGAAUGAUCAGGGGCUAUCCAAAUCAGUUGCAAACUAUUGGACGUACUAUCACUUUUCAGAGUCUUGAGAAAAGUGGUCUUGUUAGAGAGGUAACGUCUGUCGAUCAAGAGAAUAAAAAUUCGAGUGAGGACGUGGGUAAUCGCGUUGGUGAUAAGCUCGUAGAGACAGAAAAUAAACAGGCAAGUGAACAACCCAUUGGGAAUUCAAGGCAGAUUGCGCGCAAUCGACUUAAUCAAUUUCAUUACAGAGGAAACAAUAACAACAACAAUAAUAGCAGCGAUAAUAUUAAAAAUAAAUCGCAUAAUUAUCCAAAUGAGUUGAUAAGUUUCUUUGAUAAGGAGAAUUUUGAACAUUGGAAAGAUCGCGAUAAAAAACGAAAAGAUCUCGAUACCCAAAAGGUUGUUUUCCCAGAAAAAUUAAUAUUUAGUAUAUUCCAUGAAACCAAAAUUAAAAAUAAAACUCAUGAUAAGACAUUUGUACCGGUGAUGCCUCCUGAGUGUCAUGGACGGACGUUCUGUGAUUAUGUACCAGAUUACCCAGAAGAUAUUAUCGAAAACUUGAAGGACGAUAUUUUCUUGCAACUAUUUGUAACUGGAGGAGAGCCUACGACAGAAGCCCAACGUAUGCCCGACAAUGAAAAUUUUGACGAAAAAAUAAAUCUUUGCCAUUCAACGGUUGAACUGAACAUUCCAAAAAUAGGAAUGACCUGCGACGGUCAGUACAAAUAUAUUUUACAAGUCAGACAUUUGAAGCAAUGGUUCGAUUCCGAAGUCUGCCUGCAGGAAAAUGAAUCAUGCAAUUACUUUUUUCCCUGGCGACUAGGUGUUUACCCUUCAACUUGUGUGCAGAAGUUUAGUAAGCGUAAAUUUGUCAAUUUAUCACAUAAGGGUGAAGUAGAAGAAAGUUGGUUCAAUGUAAAGUCGAGUUGUAGCUGCCUCUACCACGACAAAUCGCACUAA